CGGAAUGUGUUGACGUAAUGACGUAAGGUCGGACCCGGAAGUGGGCAUGUGUCAUCGGUGCCAAGAAAAAACGACUGCACUAUUCAAAUCCGUGAGAAGGGAGGGAGCUGAUGGUCAUCUGAGGGAAUACUGGCAGAAGCGGAAAAACAUCUUUAAACGGAUCCCACGAGUUAAAAGAAGAGUUAAGAGUGUAAAUAAGAGAUCUGAGGAGCAGCGCGGAGGCUUGAGGGAAGAGUGACCUCACUGUAACUAAGGACAGGCUGCUGCUGCUCCUGCUGCUGCUGUUGUUGUUUUUCUUCAGGAGACGCUGGUGUUGAGGUUGUUUUAUGAAAAGGAAGUUUAAUCUUCCAGCGGUGUUUUCUGUCCGAGAGAGGAGAUGCACAAUGCUGUGGCCCGGAGUUUGAACCAGGAAGAGACAGCGUGUAAAGUUCUGCACUUGACCUGAGAUAGUUCACUCUUUCUGUUAGCAUUAGCUUUUCUCUCGGAAGCUGCAUGUGUCUAAAACAAAGCGACAUCUUUGCUCCGCGGGGCUCUGAGGGCUUUUCUGUGCGCUUUUCCCCGCAGGCUGAUGGCGCGGAGGCGGGUGGAGGGUCGCGGCGGGCUGCUGGCGGACAUCCAGACCGCGCUGCUGAGCGAGCCGCUGGACUCCGUCUUCCACAUCACCGGCGAGCUGGGCAGGGGGAAGUUUGCAGUGGUGAAGAAAUGCGUGGAGAAGGCGACGGGUAAAGUGUUUGCGGCGAAGUUCGUGCGGAAGCGGCGGCGAGGUCGUGACUGUAGGGCCGAGGUGAUCCACGAGCUGGCAGUGCUGGAGGCGGCCAGGUGCAACCCCCGCAUCAUCAACCUGCACGCAGCCUAUGAGAACGAGCACGACAUCAUCCUGCUGCUCGAAUAUGCGGCAGGUGGUGAGAUAUUUGACCACUGCGUGUCUGACGAGCUGCUGUCCGAAGGCCAGAUCAUUCGUUUAGUUCGACAGAUUCUUGAAGGCAUCAAUCUGCUGCACCAGAGCAACGUCGUCCACCUUGACUUGAAGCCUCAGAACAUUCUGCUGACUGGUUUGAGUCCUCUGGGGGACAUUAAGAUCGUGGACUUUGGGCUGGCGCGUCGGCUCGGCUCCGUUGGAGAGCUGCGAGAGAUCGUGGGUACACCUGAGUACGUAGCUCCAGAAAUCCUGAACUAUGAGCCCAUCACCACAGCCACAGAUCUCUGGAGCGUUGGUGUGAUCACGUACAUGCUGAUCACAGGAGAGUCUCCAUUCGCUGGCGAGGACAAGCAGCAGACCUUCCUGAACGUCUCGCAGGUGAACGUGGACUACAGCAAGGAGGCCUUCUCUCGUGUGUCUGAGCUCGCCGUCCAUUUCAUCCAAAAACUGCUGGUCAAAGCACCAGAAGACCGGCCGAGCGCCACUGACUGUCUGAGUCACCCAUGGCUGUGGCAGCAGGGCAUAGGGCCCGAACUCUCUCCUCCUCCAGUAACCCCACGUGUUCCCCGAGAGCGCAGCGGCGGUGCCAAGUGGGCGUCUCCUCCCGAGGACCUCGAAGACAAGGAGAACAUUCUGGAUUCACCGCAGUCCAAGAGGUUCCGCUUCGAGGAUGACGCACAGGCGGCGAGGGACAGCAGCAUCUGAAACACCUUCUGGAAUCACAUUCCCCUUUUGAUUAGGGCAAGAUUUUCCAUCCUAAUCCUCUGAAUUACAUUUGGGACCACACCAAAGACGAUCUGCUAAUGCUAGAGCAAAUUCCUGCUGCACAAUAACAUGUAUAAUGAGGUUUCUGUAACUAAAUCACUCUUCUUUCAUCUCGGUUAUUCGAGCAGCUCUUUUUCUCUUGUAUGUGGUUUUAUUAUGUGUUUGUGUUUUUAAUUUGCUCCAUUAUAUAUGUUUUUUUUUUUUUUUUUUGGAAUAUUUAUUUGACACUGAGUUUCAAUAAGGUGCGUUAUUUUAAAGUAGGAAAAUAAGAAAAUAAGGCCAAUGGUUCCUCUAAACCAGCAAUGUUUUAAUAGUAGGAAUGUUGGGUUUAGUUUUUCUGUCUAAUUGUUGUUCUCAUUAAUUGUGAUUGCUCUUCGGUGCUCCAAGUCACAAUAUGCUGGACUGCAGGGGAAACUAGCAGGAGCUUAUUAUAAAUAAACAGGGCAUUGGAUUGUGGGGCUCACCGUAUUUAGUAAUGUCAAAGAUUAAUGAUAGUAAUGUUAUUAUUCCUGCCACCAGUGCUGUGUGUGUGUGUGUGUGUGUGUGUGUGUGUGUGUGUGUGUGUGAUUUGCCCUGUUUGGGGCAUCGUUGCUCAAUUUAAUUCGCACACCACACCCUGAAUUACUCAGAUCUGGGUUUUUUGCAAUAUGCACUUCCCCUUAGUAACAGAUUUGGAGGACUGCCAUAAAGUACUUAAUCUCUUGACAUCUGUGUGCCUUGGUCAGAUAUGAAGGGAAGGAAGAGGGAAAAUCUGUAUAAAAAUUUUUAUUAAUCUGAGCCCAUUUUAAAACGGAGAUAUUUUUGUAGCUCUUAUAAAAAAUAGUUGUGGUUUUGUUUUUUAAUUCCAAGCAAAGGAAGUCAGGAAGGAAAUGGACAGCUGUAUGGACAGCUUGUGUUUAAUUUUUUUGCAGGUUUUGUAAUCUAUGCACUCAUCUGGGUUAUAUCAGGCGCUUUUAACUUGUCAGACCAGAUUAUCUAGUAUUUUCUGCUGGGGAAGAAAAAAAAAAUAGUGUAUUCAUUGUGUGCCUUUUCUCAGGGUUUGCUUCACAAUUUGCCAAUACAGUUUUUUUAUGCCUCUAUAUAGAUUAAAUGCUUUAUUCAGAUCAUUUGUCAGAUUAUUAUGCCACAUAAUCUGACUUGAAUAUAUGCAUUCGUCUCUGUUCACCAUGCACAAUGAUUCUGUCCUCAAAACUGGAUCAAGUCUAAGUUUUUUCCUUUUUUUUUCUUGAAAUAUUUCAUUUUAUUAAGAAUAUCAGUGAAGCGAGUGUUUAAAUUCCAGAUCGUGUUUGUCUAGAACAUGUGAGAUGCCGGAGGAUAUUUGUGACAUGUUGGUAGUUGGAGAUGAAGUGAUUUUAUAAGUGAGAGGUAGAUUGUUGUUGGGAAAUAAAGAGUUAAGUUAUGUUGGUGCAAAGAAUUCUCAGACGUCCACAAACACAGCCUGAGGUUAAUUGGAGCUGGUAUUUGGUUGAUACAGUAUUAACAUACAGUAUUGGCUGUAAGGAAUAUUGUAAGUGGCUGUGAUCUGUUGACUAGAAUAUAAUAUCUCAUCUCUUCAUGAUGUGAGAGCUUUGAACUGGAAAUGUUGGUAUUGUUGGAUUGUUUGAGAUGUUGUGUCAUGUUGCUUUGUUGGUUUAAGAAGGUUUAAGGAAUGUGUUUUUGUGUUUGCUUUGAGCUUUCACGCUACGGCGGCGAUGUCACCAGCUCGCCCUCAAAAACAAAAAGAGUCAUUGUCUUUAAAGUGGACGUCUCCUGUUUUAGCACACUGUAUUCUGGGAAACUAUAAAUGCAUCUCAUCAAUGUCUGAGUUAUAAAAAGUGGUCAAAACUGGAACAAAAACGUGUCCAUGAUCAUAUUUAUUCUGAGAUCUGAAAGUUGUUAUGUGCAUGUUGGAUCUGAAACGGACACCACCUGCCUGCAAUAUGCACCCCGCCUUAACCCAAUAGAGUUUCUCCAACCAGGUCCACACGCCUCAGGGACGUCCUGCGACGAGCUGGCAGAGCUGCUAGAGGAGUUUAUUUUUACAAACAUACAGCUCACAUCACCUUUCUAUCUAUGGAUAGAAUAUUAACAAGGAUGCUGUUAUUGCUAAUCGAUAUAGAUUUAUGAAAAGCUUUUUGAAAAGCAUAGGACAGGCAGUGUGUGUAAUCAGUUUGCAGGAUGAAUUUCAGGAUCAGGAUUUAAGAGUUUUUAUUGUAGCUACACAGAGACGUCAGCCUCGAGAACAGAUCUGUGGAAGCGACAUACGGGUUUGUGAUGUUGAAGUGCCAUGACUGAACAUAAAUUCUGUGGGUUUCAAAUAAACAUAAUCAAAUUCC
Molecule: messenger RNA, 3999 nt
Organism: Pangasianodon hypophthalmus (striped catfish)
Lineage: Eukaryota; Metazoa; Chordata; Actinopteri; Siluriformes; Pangasiidae
Gene: stk17b
Product: serine/threonine kinase 17b (apoptosis-inducing)
Exons: 8
Coding region: 569-1624 (351 amino acids)
Biological process (GO): positive regulation of apoptotic process; intracellular signal transduction; protein phosphorylation
Cellular component (GO): nucleus
Molecular function (GO): protein serine/threonine kinase activity; ATP binding
Source: RefSeq, a predicted model, not a curated record